Messenger RNA from Branchiostoma floridae (Florida lancelet), 3817 nucleotides. Its product is annotated as alpha-N-acetylneuraminide alpha-2,8-sialyltransferase-like. The record is from RefSeq and is a predicted model, not a curated record. The transcript has 8 exons. Gene Ontology annotation, biological process: N-glycan processing; oligosaccharide metabolic process. Bases 286 to 1662 code for a protein of 458 amino acids. Lineage: Eukaryota; Metazoa; Chordata; Leptocardii; Amphioxiformes; Branchiostomatidae. Gene Ontology annotation, molecular function: alpha-N-acetylneuraminate alpha-2,8-sialyltransferase activity.
GUGAGCACUCAGCCUUCCGCACACGUACUCCCACACCCGCCGUACCGCACACGUACUCCAGUCCCACACCCUCCGUACCGAGCCGCUACUGUAGGACAACACGCUUUUACUAUGUGUGAUGAAGCCACUGAAGUGUGACGCAGGUUGGGAGAGCUGAUUGAUUGACAGGUGAAGUGGACGACAGGUACAACAGCCAGAGGCCCGUCCUGGUGCAGGGAGAGAAGGGGCGGGUAGGAGUGGAUGGACCGUAGUGCCGAGGCGGUGUGUUUCGGGCGGUGACAAGGGAUGGAUAGCCUGGAACUGAGGCUGAGUAGUAUUAUGCAGCUGCGGUCACGGCGAUGCGUCCUGGUACUGGGCGUGUCCAUCGUGUGCAAUGUAGUCCUGUUCCUCCGCGUCAUGCAGCCACGUGAAACCCACGUGUCAGAAUUCAUCCGUAAGGAAGGGGAAUUCCAGGAUCUCCGGGCAGCUGCAUUACAAGCACCUAGCAAAUUAACGGAUGAUGAGAGUCAUGCCAUCCCCGGACCAGACGAGACGGCCUUCCGUUCUCUGGACUUCCAGCGGACAGAAAAGGAGGAAGCGAUUCCAAAAUCUGACGAUGAAGAAGAAGAAGAAGAUCCACAGUCUGAUGAUAAAGACAGUGUAGACAACAACAGGGAGGAGGAUGAGAAGGUGAUGAAAGAAGUUGCCAAGGAGAAUGUUUUCCAUGAUGCGGGGACGAAGGACAAUGGCACGGCCCCUGCUACCACCUCCCCGCCUCCAGAAGCUGUCCCUACAGACAACCCCAACUGGGUCUUCAACAGGACGGCUGCAGAUGAGUUCAGGACUCUUGUCGAAGACGCAACGAAGACACAGGAAGUCUUUGUGAUGACACAAAAAAAUGUGCAAUUAAACAGACUUCUCAAGUACGAGGCGCAGAAGUAUUACAUCAACGUUACCAGAGACCUGUACAACUGGUUACCUAGGGAGCAGCCGUUCGGCUUUAAGCGGUAUAAGAAGUGCAGUGUGGUGGGGAAUGGCGGGAUCCUGCUCAAGAGCGGCUGUGGGGAGAAGAUUGACUCAGCAGACUUCGUCAUCAGACUAAACCUACCAUACAUGGGGAACUACUCCAGAGAUGUAGGCAAGAAGACAAACUUAGUUACGGCAAAUCCUACCAUAUUAAAAGAAAGAUUUCGGAGCCUGCGGUUUCGAGUCAACAGGGAAACCUUUCUGAACUACACGUCACACUUUCAAGACGCUUUCAUGUAUUUUAGUGCGUUUACGUAUAGGAUGUGUACAACGUUAUCUUUCAACGCUUACCGGACAGUGCAAAGUGUGAAGGGCAAACGAACCAAUGCCACUGUAAUAUUCGGACACCCGCAACACCUAGCUCUGGCUACAAAAUUCUGGAAAGGACAGUACAAGAUAAACGAAAGAAGGUUAACGUCAGGUCUGUACUUGGCGGGCACCGCCCUCAGCCUGUGCGAGGAGACCCAUCUGUACGGGUUCUGGCCCUUCGAUCACGACAGGCAGGGCCGCGUGCUCACACACCACUACUACGACAACAUCACCAUGUCAGCUAAACACAAGAGAAUUCGCCAACAUUCCAUCCCGGAAGAGUUCGCUGUCCUCCGCAGCCUCCAUAACCGCGGCGUCCUACACAUGACCACGGACAGGUGCUCUUGACGAAAACAAGGGACAUUCUGAGCUGUUUACAUACAUGUUUGUUACCUGUUAUGUGUGACAUGUGCUCGGGAAAAUAUUCAUUCAGCUGACGUGCUGAUACAAGUGACAUGUUGGGUGUUGCUAAUUCUGUAUAAAUGAUGGGGAAUCAUGCACGGGCAACUUCACAUGCUACAUCAGUUAUAACAUAAGACUUUUGAUGAUUUAGUUGUUAGUGUAAGAGACUAUGUACAGAUAAAAGCAAGGCAUUUGCACAGUAGAAGUCUAUUGCAUCACUUCGCAAAAUCUAGCCAUGCGAAGGUUUAAUGACCUUUUAUCUAGGUAGCAAGAUAGAUACAUACAUACAUACAUAGAUAGAUAGAUAGGUAGAUACAUAGAUAAGUAUUAGAUAUGAAUAGCGGUAAAAUAUUCCUGUACUUAUGAAGAAAUCAAAUGUUCUGGAGGGGGUAAAAUCUUUUGAACGAUUUGAAUGAAUUUUUAUCUGACAUGUAUUUUUGAGACGAACUUUGGUAUAGAGCCAGCACCUUUUGGCUUACUUAAGCAGGAGCUUUGAUAUGUUGUUCUCUACACGUAAAAUGCCUGUUGUAAAUAAUGCUCUGCGAAGAAACAGCAAUACGCAAAACUGCUAUACGCAAGAAACCGCUAGCUACAGAUGUAAAGGGCUUAAACCAUUAAAUCCUUUAAGGUCACUGGCCGCUAUUAGUAAAGCAUAUAGAAAUCCAACCGUCAUAGAACUCUUCAGUGAGAUAUGUAUUUUUUAUCUUACCACAACAGAUGUUCAUUUUUAUUUCGCACACAGUGUGCGACGUUUUUACUAUGUAGGAUACAUAUAUAUAACAUAUAAUGAUGUACUAGUAUUUACUGUGAUUUAUUCAGUAUUCACCUAGUCGUAGAUUUGGAUCAGCGACAUCGCAUUGUACCAUUGUCAGCAAGGACUUCAGACACCAUAACUUAGCAGUAGUCAUUUGAUGCAACGAUUGCAGUGUAGCUUUGCUGAAAAAUUGGCUGCAAAAUGCCUUCUUAUGUCAAGAAAAGCAAUGGUCUACAGAUUCCUUUUCUACGCAGGCUCUCACUUAAGAAAGAUUUAGUACUGGCAGACUAGUACAGGAUUCGUGUGCUUGAUUCUAUGUCAGGCGGGUAUCUUAUUGAUCCGCGGAAAAUUGCGCCAAAAAUUGUGCCAGCUUUGCGGAUUUAUACAAAUAUUGCGGUCGUGCAACGCAUUUACGUAUGAAGCACACAUGCACAUGGUAUUGGGAAUCGCAGUGUUGACAUUGAAUUAGAAGCCAAUGUGCCAUGCUAUCAAAAUGCAUCAAAGGGGAUUUACAGUGAAAAAGGAUGUUUAACAAUACUCGGCGCAAAAUAUUAUAAAGUUUCAUAAAUGUUUUUAAUCGCAAUUUUGUGCGACAAAUUGGCGCCUGUGUGCGAAUGCAAAUAGGCGCGACCCAGUGAGAUGUUCCUAACAUCAUUUAGAGCAUACGUCAUUAAUUACCUUUGUUUAACUUUUUAAAACGUCAAUAAUGCUUAUCCAGAGAAAAUCGUAUACUUAUAUUUGCAAUAAGGCCACUACGGUAGUUGUUUUAGUGUAGCCAUUUCACGUCGAACUAAAAUGUAUUAUAUGCGAGGUUUGAAAAAGAUAAUUUUACUACUGAUACGAUUUUAGAUUUAAGGCCACGUUUUGUCGCAAACCUUUAUUGUAUGCCCUGCCUUUAUUUAGCAAACCCCCGAUAUUUCUGGUACAUACAUGUAUGCUGCUGUUCAGAACAUUACAGAUGUAAAUACGUUGCAAUAAUGGUACAUGGCAUGGGGGUAUUCGUCGUUAUUAAUGUACAGAAUGCAGUGCAAAGGCAUGGUUGUCCCGUCCAUGUAUUAUUUGUCGGAACAAUUCUCACUUUAUUUAUGUCAUCUUUGUACAUGAAUACUUCUCAUAUAUGAUAUCUACUAUUACAUCGAUACAUUGUCUUAAAUGCAAUGACAUCUGAUUGUCUUAAAGAAAAUAGAUCUAUAUUUCUCAAAGCAAGAAAAAUGCAGUAUCAGUGAAAGAAAUUGGAGAAAUGUAUGCGGGCAUUGUUACUUGGCUCGUUGGAGUCAAAUCAUCUUGAAUAUUUACGGGAUGAUACAUGCCGCCUUUGUCUUAUGAAAUAAACGCAAAAGAAGGUCA